CAAUGUAUCCACUGUGCCAAUUAGCCAGCGGGCUAGAUAACGAAUUAUAACUAUUAAGAAUAAAUCAAACUCUUACACAGGAGUUUAAAAUGUCGUUUUUACAUCUAUAGAAGACAUUAAGGUCCAGCUGGUCCAGUGUCGUGAUGGACUUCAACAGGACUGUUCUGGUGACUGGAGGCUCUGGAUUCAUCGGCUCCCAUCUUGUGUGCUCAUUGGUCAACAGACACCCCGACUGGAGGAUUAUCAAUCUGGAUAAUUUGGAUUACUGCUGCAGCCCCAGGAGUCUGGAGAGCGUUGAAGACAGAGCGAACUACACCUUUAUCAGGGGGGAUGUGUGCAACUCUCGGCUGGUAAACCACAUCUUCAAUACAGAAAACAUCGAUGUGAUUUUCCACCUGGCAGCUAAAACACACGUCGAGGCAUCGUUCGAAACUCCGUCUACUUUCCAGCGGGUUAACAUCGAUGGAACCAAAGUUUUGCUGGGAGCCGCACAUCAGGCCCAACACCAGCCACAACGCUUCAUCUACGUCAGCACUGAUGAAGUGUACGGAGCAAGUCUGGAUGAGGUGUUUGAUGAGAGCAGUCCAGUGAGGCCGUCCAACCCGUACUCUGCUACUAAAGCAGCUGCAGAGUACCUGGUCAGAUCCUACUGGGACAAAUAUAAGUUUCCCAUCAUCAUUACAAGGAGCAACAACAUUUACGGGCCCAGGCAGUACACUGAGAAGGUCAUUCCAAGGUUUCUCACCCUUUUGCAAAUGAACAAGAAAUGUACCAUCCAGGGAACCCUCCCUAAAUCCCGCCAUUUCUUGUUUGUCGAUGACGCCGUCAACGCCUUCCUGCUGGUUCUGAAGAAAGGGGUUGUGGGAGAAAUCUACAAUGUGGGCACAAACUGUGAGAUUCCCAUCAUUCAGCUGGCCAGGGAACUUAUUAAGAUGGUCAAGAAUGUGCCAGACUCUGAAUUAAAUGAUUGGCUUGAGUUUGUACCUGACAGGCCGCGGGUUGACCUCCGCUACCCCGUCAGAUGUGAGAAACUGCAGCAGCUGGGCUGGAGAGCUGAAGUGUCCUGGGCUGAAGGCAUCAGACAGACUGUCGAAUGGUACCAAGACAACCCACACUUCUGGUCAGACGCAACUGAGGACCAAGGACCAAUCAGAAACAAGUUUGAAAAUGCUGCCAACAAAUGCGCGACGUCAGCGUAGCCCUGAUGCUUGACUGACAGGAAGAAGAAUGAACUAAAGACACGGAGCUUUGACCUUUUCCUACAAACACAUGAGGUUUGUGUAGCACAGAGGCUAUUACAGCCCAAAUAACAAAUACUGAACAUAUGAGCAAAUGUCUGUCUGUCUGUGUUAAAUGAUUAAUGGACCAGCAGGCCCUGAAGUGCCAGCCAACAGGAAGGCAGAGCCUUUCUUUCAACCAAAGCAAUGUGAAGAAAAUCAGCAUCACACCUGGAAAUGAAUGCACUUUAUCUUAGUGUUGAUUACUGAUUCAUAUGAGAUUAACAAGUGGUCUUAAUAUUCUCAAUAUUCUGUGUUCUUACCACCGUUUGGAGCAAUGCAAGAAAUUGGUCAAACAGAAGCAAAAAUCAAAGACAUCAUUCCUGAUUGUCAAACUGCAUCACUGAGCUAUAAAACAUGAAACAUUUUGACUCUGCAGAACUCCAAAUGUGCACGUUCACAUACUUCCCAGUUUGUUUUAGGAGAAAAUAGAGCAGUAACUUUAAUCUAAUUUCUGUCGCUGCAUUUCAUUCCAAGCUCAAAGUCAGCAGUCAAUUUUAUAGUGUUUUGACUUUUUACAAAAAGCAAUUUGAUUUGAUAGAUACCUUAACAUUGUUGUAGCAACUACUAAUAACAAAAGGAUGAGUAGAAGGGCAUCUCAGUUAGUUUUUUAUGUAUUUAAGGUUUUCCAAUCAUGCUGUAAAAUGUAUUUAACUGCAAAUAAACUUAUUUAAUACAUUUUAAGGUAUUAGUGUUCACACACACACACACACACACACAC
Messenger RNA from Scomber scombrus (Atlantic mackerel), 1998 nucleotides. RefSeq names its product dTDP-D-glucose 4,6-dehydratase-like. Gene Ontology annotation, biological process: nucleotide-sugar metabolic process. The transcript has 12 exons. The record is from RefSeq and is a predicted model, not a curated record. Lineage: Eukaryota; Metazoa; Chordata; Actinopteri; Scombriformes; Scombridae. The coding region runs from base 144 to 1199 and encodes 351 amino acids. Gene Ontology annotation, molecular function: dTDP-glucose 4,6-dehydratase activity.